Messenger RNA from Asparagus officinalis (garden asparagus), 1447 nucleotides. RefSeq names its product magnesium transporter MRS2-11, chloroplastic. The coding region runs from base 653 to 1447 and encodes 264 amino acids. Gene Ontology annotation, biological process: magnesium ion transport. Gene Ontology annotation, molecular function: magnesium ion transmembrane transporter activity. NCBI's taxonomy places the organism in Eukaryota, Viridiplantae, Streptophyta, Magnoliopsida, Asparagales, Asparagaceae. The transcript is spliced from 15 exons. The record is from RefSeq and is a predicted model, not a curated record.
UCAAAAUCGGGAAGAAGAUAAGGCGCGCUCGAUUCACUCGCGGCUCCAACGUCACCGUCUCAGCGAUCGCGAUGCCGAAUCCUUCUCGAUUCAGCGUCGCAGGAUGAAAGGAGGCUGAGAGCAUCGAGCGGUGGUUAAUGGCGUCCUCAUCUUCAACCUUCCUCUUGCUCCACUUCCCCCGGUCUCCCUCCUCUCUUCUUCUUCCUUCAUCUUUUAAUGGCCUUCAGCUGCCCUUUUCCCCUCUUCGAGGCGUCCGAAGGGGCCUCGCUUUGUGUGGGAAAGCCCCGAGGUCGCUGGCGGAGGAGAAGAAGGGGGUUGUCGAUGACGGCGCUCUGGUUCAGGACGACCCAGUCGAAGCGGAAGCUGCGCUGGCGCGAGUGAUGUGAAUCGCUCGGCGCAGCGGGCGGCGGUUUCUUCCGACCCGAUUUCGCUCGGCAUCAAGGAGCCUGUCUAUGAGGUGAUAGAAGUGACUCCAGAUGGGUUGUUGUCCACCAAAAAGAUUAACCGGCGGCAAUUGUUAAAAUCGAGCGGUCUUCGCCUUCGUGAUAUCAGAAGCGUCGAUCCAUCAUUAUGGUUGACAAAUUCAGCACCCUCUUUGCUGGUGCGAGACCAAGCUAUAUUGCUAAAUUUUGGUUCGUUGAGAGCAAUUGUCAUGCGUGAACGUGUUUUCAUUUUUGACUAUAAUCGGAGAGGAGCAAAGGCCUUUCUCAGAUUACUGUUACCUCGCUUAAAUCCGAAAAACAUCAAUGGUGGACCAACCAUGCCUUUUGAGCUUGAGGUUGUAGAGGCAGCAUUACUUUCUCGGAUACAACGCUAUGAGCAAAGGUUAAUGGAUUUAGAACCUCGUGUUACUGCAUUAUUGGAAGUUCUGCCUAACCGCUUGACAGCUGAUGUGUUGGAGCAGCUCCGUCUCAGCAAACAGACCCUUGUUGAAUUGGGUUCGCGAGCAGGGGCACUCAAACAGAUGCUUCUUGAUCUUCUAGAGGAUCCCCAUGAAAUUCGUCGCAUAUGUGUGAUGGGAAGAAACUGUACAUUAAGGAAAGGAACGGAUGACAUGGAAUGCUCCCUUCCUAUAGAAAAGGAAAUUGCUGAAGGAGAAGAGGAAGAGAUUGAAAUGCUUUUGGAGAACUAUCUACAAAGAUGUGAAUCUUGUCAUGGUCAAGCAGAAAGGCUCCUUGAUUCAGCGAAAGAAAUGGAAGACUCAAUUGCUGUGAAUUUAAGCUCUCGCCGUCUUGAGGUAAGCAGAGUGGAGCUACUACUUCAAGUUGGGACAUUUUGUGUGGCUGUCGGUGCUUUGGUAGCAGGAAUUUUCGGGAUGAACUUGAAAUCUUACCUUGAAGAACAAGUGUUUGCAUUUAUAAGAGAUGCACAUUACGAAGUUAAUGAUUUCAUUAACAGCAGUGAAUUACAAAUUGUAGAGACCAACGAACAGCUGAGUCCAGGUUAG